GCCUUUACAAACAUUUAAAACAGUCUGCAAAGGCACGCGGCUGCUUUUGCUGUUGGCACAAAGAUUCGCUCCACUUUGCAUUUGGAUUUAAUCCUGCAGCUGGCCGCCAAAAACGGUGUCCUCUCUGCUCUCUUGAAAGUAAACGUCAUCUGUCGAUGAAACUCCAUGACCUCUGCUCCUGUCCAGCAGGUGAACAUGCUGCCGGACGCCUUCGGGUGCGCGGUGGCCAACCGGUUCGGGGACCUCCUGGACGACGAGGCCGACCCGCUCGACCUAAUUAGCCGCGUGGAAACGCUGAAGGAUAAAAAGAAGAGGAAGGAGGAAGAGGAGAGGAAGAACAGGCAGAAGAAAGCGGGUCAGAAGGAGUCGCAGAGGGACAGGCGCGCGCGAGAGCUGGUGGUUCCAGUGCAUAAGCAGCAGGUUUAUCCUGCACCACCGACUGAAGGCAGAGAUGGAGGAGAGGAGGCCCAGAGGGGCACCAAGAGGGCUGCUGCUGGACCACGGAGGGGCAAUAAAGAGGAACACCCCCUGCAGUCAUCCACCAUGAAGCCCUCCCAUAAUGAUGACUCUGACCUCAGGGACAGAGGGGGGAGCAGAGGGAGGAGAGGAGCCAGAGGAGGACUCACGAGGAGCUCUGACGCCUUCAAUUCAAGAGGCAAGAGAGAGUUUGAUCGGCACAGCAGCUCAGGUCUGUCUGUGGAGGAGAAGAGAGGAGGUCGAGGACCUUGGAACUGGGGCUGUGUGGAUGACGCUGGCAGUGAACUGAUGGAGGUGACGUCUGACGCUGUCGGAAAAUCCGAGGAUCCUCAAACGCCUCUGGAGGAGGCGAAUCUGAAUCUGGCAGCAGAGGACGACAAAGAGAUGGUGGUCCAGGUUGCCAUGGAGAUGACCCUGGAUGAAUGGAAAGCCAUGCAGGAGAUGAAUCGCCCCAAAGCGGAGUUUAAUAUCCGCAAAGCUGUGGACAAGAUUCCAUCCAAGGCUAAAGUCAUCCACCAGUCCAAGAAUCCGGAGAACCUGAAGGAGACGAUGGAGGAUGAAGGGAACUUCCUCCGCAGAUCCGUGAAUGACAUCACUUCCCUCUUGGACAUCAACUUUGGGAGUCUUGGGCGUCCCAGCCGUGGAGGUCGAGGCAGAGGAGGAAGAGGUGGUCAAAUGACUCGCUCCGAGAUGCCCAAACCUGUGCUAGAAAGGGACGAGGGUCUGGCACCAAACCCCGACGACCCAGAAGACUUCCCAGCACUGUCAUAAGGAAAAUGACAAAUUCACUCGAGUUUCUGUUCCACUCAAUCCACUGUUCAAUAAAAGCUUUUGCAAAGUG
Molecule: messenger RNA, 1318 nt
Organism: Oryzias melastigma (Indian medaka)
Lineage: Eukaryota; Metazoa; Chordata; Actinopteri; Beloniformes; Adrianichthyidae
Product: intracellular hyaluronan-binding protein 4
Exons: 8
Coding region: 166-1248 (360 amino acids)
Biological process (GO): positive regulation of translational initiation; positive regulation of RNA splicing
Cellular component (GO): nucleus; cytoplasm
Molecular function (GO): RNA binding
Source: RefSeq, a predicted model, not a curated record